Messenger RNA from Owenia fusiformis, 1556 nucleotides. Lineage: Eukaryota; Metazoa; Annelida; Polychaeta; Sabellida; Oweniidae. The record is from the annotation of a GenBank genome assembly.
UUACAAUCUAGACUAAAGAUCACACCUACAUCAAAAUGGAUAUAAAUGGGUUAUGGACAAUUCGAUUCAUUUUGCAUACAUUCAUAUUCUUGGAUAGAGGACCGCGAAGGAAGUUAAUACAAUUGAACGUGAGAUACCUGAGAAAUAAUGACUGGAUAUAUCAGGCAUAGGUUCGUUCUGGGAUUUCUCUGCAUUACAUAUUUGUUGUUAGUAUCAGUGCAUUCUCAGAACAACUUGUGCCCAGAUGGAGAUGAAUGCGAUCCCCUACAUGGAAGAUGUGUUUCUGGACGAUGUGCAUGUCAACCUAAUUACUACGACCUAUGUGAUAAGUAUGAAGAACCAUGUCUCGUAGAAAGAUGUGGCGGAAAUGGAAACUGCAUCGCUUCUUCAGAAGGAACCCCCUCGUUUGCACUUGUACCGAGCUACAGGUGUAUUUGCUUUAAGGGCUUUUCAGGGGACAAUUGCCAGGUUAACGAGUUGUGUAGCAGUCCGUCGGACAGGAGAUGUCAAAAUGGUGGUACAUGUCGUGCAUCGGGCAUCAAUGAUUACACUUGUUCCUGUCCCCACCCUUACCAGGGUAAAAACUGCGAAACCGUACCGAAUCAAUGCUCCAGUUACCCUUGCGGACGAGGUGGAACUUGCCUAGACCGUCAGCUUUCAUACCAAUGUGUCUGUCAUCCGGGCUUUACCGGUACAAACUGCCAGGAAGAGUUGGACUUCUGCUUUAUUGCUUCCAAUGAAACAUAUGGUUAUAACAGAACUUGUUCGGAUCACGGUCGUUGUGAGAACAUACCUGGUGAUUUUGUUUGUCAUUGUGAUGAUGGAUAUACCGGGGUAGAAUGUGAAACAAAAAUAGACCCCUGUGACUCCAGUCCCUGUCAGAAUAGUGCUUCAUGUUUAAGAGUAGAGGAACCGUUCGGCUAUACAUGUUCUUGUACAGCAGGUUAUAUAGGCAGGCAUUGCGAAACUGAUAAGUUGUCGUAUGACACAAUGUGGGGUUUUCAGCUGGGGAUCUCAAUCUUCCUGGUCAUCUUCUUUGUCGUUGUUGUUGCUCUUUUCGUAAUGCUAUGGCGCCGCCUGAAUAGGGAGGAAAAGGAACGGAAUUCUCAAUACCACUACAAACAAUUUCAAAGUGAGAACACCUCUACGGACACUUCUGGUCGGCCCAAUAGUGCAACUGACAGUGGAACCUCGGCUGCCAAGAAAAAUCAACCAAACUACGAGGUGAUAGGGGAGAAUAAAGGAAAAUACGGAGUAUAUGAGGUCGCUGCCGCACAGAAAAGCAGAUAUAGAGAUGGGUUCAGAUAGAAUGGUAAAUUCAGCAAAACAAUCGUAUGUACUAAAAUAGCUGAUUUUUGAUGUCGUAUUUAAUGCAGAUUUGACGACAAUGGAAAGCUCGACAGUGAUAUUUUCUGAGUGCUCUGAGUGAUUAAAUGAUUCUGGAAAAGCAAAAUAUAUUGCACUGUAGAAAGAAUGCAGUUCACGGUUAAUAUAUAGUGAAAAGACCAGAUUUAGUAUGGCAGGUGAUUUUUGACAGUCAUAUCUUUCACCAUGAA